AUUUUCUUGAAUAUGAACCAAAACUUCGACCCACUGACUUAAUGGAAUAGUUCCAUCAUAUGUUUCCUAAAUUUGAAUCAACACAGCUCUGCUAGUCCCCACUGUGGUCUGAGGAAGCUGAACUGCUCUCAUCGUCUGAAUCACUGCUCGAACUUUCGCCAUCUUUUUGGUCUGAUGGUGGUGUCGGAUGCGGUUGUGGCUCUUCGGGUACCGGUUCAUCUUGAGGAGCCACUUGUAGGAAACUGAGAGCAGCUACAACGUCACCGAUCAAGGGACGAACUGAUGGUUCUUCCUGGAGACACAUGGCUGCAACCCCAACUGCCUGAUUCAAACUUCUCACUGGAAACUCCUUGUUCAAAAGUGGAUCGGCUAAUUCCGGGAACCUCUUUGGUUCCCGGAAAAAGGGUUGUGCCUAAUUGAAAUGACACGAAACUUCAAGUGAGAAAAAAAGACUCCAUAUCUUGAAACUUUGGUGAAUGAGAAAUUACCCCUAUUCACUCAUACUUCAGCUCUUACAGGUUGUUGAGUUUUUUUUUCAAUUAUUUUUUUUUAAAUGAAAGAAAGGAAGAACUUUGGGUUGCAGACUUACCCAAUCAACAAGAUUUUGCUCAUCUGUAGGUCUUGCAGUGUCCACAGCUCGACGGCCAGUGAUCAGCUCAAGCAGAACGACUCCAAAGCUGUAGACGUCAGAUUUCAAGUGUUCCUUUAAAUACUCUCCCAAAUCCACCUUCUCCAAUCAGACAUUCCUGUCGGAAGUUCUUAGUUGCAGUGGCAAGCUCGCGGAAGUUGAAUGCCUUGGCAUUAUUGGAAUUUCCAGAGUCUGAGGCAGCCUCGUUGUUGCUUCCAGCUUCUGGGACAGACGCUGCUGCUUUUGGCGUGCCACUCACUGUCACAGGCGCGCAGGAGAUGGUGCUGUUGUGGCAGGGGGCUGUUCCUUGGGAUGCGCAAGCGGUAUCUGGUCGGGUGGUGGUGGUUGGUUAUCGCCGUCGUCUUCCUCCUUUUUCUUCCGGAAACAUGGAAAGCAACUCAUGUCUCAAUCCUCUUGCGACGGGUGGACGGAUUGUAUGCAGUAUCAGAUAUGUGUUGAAGACAAUCAAGGAGAAAGAAUCUGCAGACUGUUCUAAUGGCUCCAACGUUUGACAUCAAAUCAAAAUCCUUGAAAAACAAAAACACGGGACAGAGGGAGAACAAUGUGGGGGUCUAUCAUGCAUUAUGAACGAUGAACGCUACGCGAUUCGGUAUAUAAUCUGAUAUGAAUGGAAAUGGGUCUCUACAUUUUGCAUGGUUUUUUUUCUUGUGUGAUUGGAGAAGGAAAUGAAAGGGCAAAAGGGUCCUCCAAGAAGGGGAGGAGUUGAAGGAGGACCCUAAUGGAGAUGAGCUUCAAGAGAAUGGAGGGGAAAAGUCAUUAGAGAAAGAGGGAAGAACAGAAAUGUAAUGUUUUUUUUUUACUCAUUUUUUUUCUUCCCCUAAGCUUGUCAUAAUAUCCGGAGAAAAAGGAGGGGCUUUGAAUGGAUGCUUGUCACAUAUAUUGGAGUAUUUUGUACAUACUCCGUACCUAAAUAAAUUACAAUUUUUUUU
This is a messenger RNA of Cuscuta campestris, 1578 nucleotides long. The record is from the annotation of a GenBank genome assembly. Lineage: Eukaryota; Viridiplantae; Streptophyta; Magnoliopsida; Solanales; Convolvulaceae.